UCGUAGUGGUUCUGUCAGGGGGCAUGUCCUCCAGGAGCGCUUUGUCUUUGUAGUAAACAACUGGUGCUAAUGCAAGGCCAGCAGAUUUAAUUCCGACCUCUUAGAUAGCAUCAUCCUUUAUACUGUCAUCAUACAGUGAAGCGAUCGGGGAAACAGCUCUAAUUGUCCGGUUGUCCAGUAGUUAGCCUUGAUAUUAGCCGAGGCCUGUCAGUUAGCUACAGUGACAUUACACUGAGGGAAACUUCUCCCAUGACACCGAUUUUCCUCCGGUAAGUGUGGCCUGGAAAAACAAACCCCACCACCACAAUGACAGCUCAGGAGGGAGAGGGAUGGGGAGGCGUUAACCUGUCGCCUCACCUGCACACGGACGAGUGUAAUGAGCUAAUAACCCUUCUGAGGCAGUGUCACCAGGAGCACAAAGUCCUGAAGUUCUUCGGGACGUGUAAUGACGUGGACCGGGCGAUGCGGGAGUGCCUGAAGAAGGAGAGACUGGAAAAGCGAGAGCGCAGCAAGCAGCACGCAAAAGAGAUGAAAAAGAAGCUGAGAGAAGGACCGAAGGAGCCUCUGUGAAGGACAAGUUAUUCUAAUGUUGUCACUUGUACUGGACAUUGAACUCAGCAUGACGCUGCUUUAAAGGUUUUCUCUUCUCUUAUUGUGCUGAGAUUAUGGAGGAUUUGUAACUCUGAGAAUAGACGGUUUGAUUCAGCUGUGUUUUUGCUUUGACACUUCACUGUGCAGCUAUAGAGGCUGAUGGAGUCCAGGUUCAGUUUGUAGCUCAUUAUAACUUACAGGUGUGUCCCCCUCCAAAAAAUUCAUUUCCUAUUUUCCAAAAAGUCGGUUCAGUGAAAGUUUCAUAUACAUUUUAUAUUCAUUGCACAUAACUUAAAAUAUUUAAAGCCUUUAAAGUGUUGAAAAUGAAGAAUGCUGUAUCUAAAAUAUAGUUUAAGUCCAAUCAGAGGCCAUUGUUGUAAUUAGAAAUUUCAAAAAUGAGUAUGGAAAUAAGUGACAAAGCCAUUAUUUGGGAUGUACCUGUGUAUUUUCAGCACCUGCUGUACUUACACUCCAGCUCAGCAGGUGGCAUACAUGCACCCAUAUGCAGGUUUUAUGAACAUGAGAGGACUUUUGACAUGUUUAAUAACCUGCUUUGGCUCAGUAAGUAUCACAAUCUUAGAGUGUAAAUGUGAAUUUGGCCUUAAACAGACCUAGACAUGCUGAUAUGUUGCGCGUAUGAAAUACAACCUGGUGUCUGUUUCAAAAAGCUGAUUCAAUGAAAACAUUUUCAUUUUAAGUUAAGAGAAAUGCAGGGUUUUACAUUCAUGAAAUUUUCCUCAGUUCAGUUCUGAGUCAGUCGUAUUAACAGAGUUUAACCUGCUGGCUGGCCAAAACCCAGUUUCUCACCCUCUCCUCCCUUAAUCCCUGAAGCAGCUGUCAAACACAGGCUGUCCUCUCCUCAUUUAACUCACCGCUGCCGAGGCUGAAGAAACCACUCAGACUUCUUCCAGGAUACAGUUUUAGACCGGAUCAAACAUGCUGACCAUUCUCAGAUGAAGUGAUCUGAGUUAUCUCACUGCGGAUGUUCUCUUACUUUUAAAGUCAUGCAGAAGUUUAGUAUCCUGCCUUACCUCUGUUCUUACCUGUACAGAUUUUACUGCUUCUGUCUCCAAACUCUUUGUCUCAAAGAGCCCAAAAUAAAAAGUUGUGGCUCUGGUGUUCUGUGGGAAGAUAUUUUUAAGUAAAUUAUCAUCUAUUUGGGGUUAAUGUUGCAACAAGUUGAACCAUUGGUGGAUACUAUCUGGGCUUCUUUGUCUAACAUUUAGAGGAAAGCCAAAGAUGCGUCAUCAUGAGGCUGUCAGCCAAGAAAAAUAAACCGUUUUUAGAGCACGUCUCACUUAUGAUUAAUGCCCAUUGUGACGUAAAUGAAAACAGUUUUGUUGCAAAUUUCCCGAAAUAUGUAGUCAUCGCAUGUGCUAAACUCAAGAGUUUUCCCUCUGAGUUCCGAGGAAUAUCCAUGGAUUGUUCAACCUGUUUGAUCAUGCUGAUUAUUUGAUAUAUCUUUGCUUAUUUCUGAUAUUUAAACAACUGUGCAACGUUAAAAAGAGCUGCAGAUUAUAAAACAUUGAAAUCACUAGUUAGUUUUGAUGAUCUUCUUGAUUAAACUGCAGCCAAGCGCUGUGACACCUGAAGAAUGUUCUGGUACCAGAGAAAGCUACAACCUAACUCCACAUGAACACAGUCCGUAUUGUUUUGUUUGAAUGAGGAAUCAUAUUGAUUCGAUCGAAUUAUUUUCAAAUAAAGUGAAGCUACUUGUUCACUGAAGAAUCCA
Salarias fasciatus (jewelled blenny) is the source of this 2323-nucleotide messenger RNA. RefSeq names its product C-x(9)-C motif containing 2 (gene cmc2). Lineage: Eukaryota; Metazoa; Chordata; Actinopteri; Blenniiformes; Blenniidae. The record is from RefSeq and is a predicted model, not a curated record. The transcript has 5 exons. Bases 307 to 570 code for a protein of 87 amino acids. Gene Ontology annotation, cellular component: mitochondrion.